GGCAUCCAGGGUGGGUCUUCGAACGACGAUGCUCACUUGUUCCCCCGGUUCGCCUGCGAUGGCGACCCUGGGACAGCUUGUGGCGAACAGCUUAUGGUUUGCAUUCGACGCUCUAGAUCACCAGAAGACAGGAGUCGUCACAAAAAGCCAGUUAAAGGUGCUGACCCAAAACGUUGGAGUAUUACUGAAGGUUGAUCGUCGCGUCGAAAAUUGCAUCGAGGACUAUUUGAGCUCGAAGCAGCUAACCUUCGAACAGUACCUGUACUUCUUGACACAUGAGGUGUUAGCUGAAGUGGAUGACGGUGCAACGCCUUACAAGGACCUGAAACUUCAUCAUGACAUCCUGGAGAACACCUUUUGGCUCCUCGGUAGGACCGCCUUUUUGCAGAGAGACACACCAGUGUUCUCCGAAGACUCCGUCUAUAAAUUAUUCCGUAUCUUCUGUCUCCUUGCAGACAGAUCGCCGUCUAGAAAAGGACUUUUGCAGGUGACACUAAAUGUACAAGAAAUGAGCGAAGUCACAAGAUAUCUGGUGACGGCUCUGGGGAGAGAAUGGGAUUGUCACGACUUCCACCAGUUAGCGUCCAUCAUCUCGUGCUUCACCUUUCCAGUCUUUCUGACUUUCCUAGAAGGUCGCUAUGCCCAGGACGCUGAGGUUCCUGCCCUCCAUCAGGCUGUGAAUGGCAUCUACAAUUCCUUCAUUGGACAAGUGCUGAAACGGGGGAAAGUAUACCAGCGCGCGUGGUGGGCUCCUGUCUGGGUGAGCAGAGAGCUGGAAAUCGUACCCUGGGCAGUAACGGCUCCCUCUCAGAAGCUCUCACCAAAGGCCGCGGCGGUCGCUAUUGUCGUGGGCAAAGCCGAAGUCCCUCUUACUCCUUCAGCAACCGUUCACAGCAUUCCAGACGAGCCUGAUGCAAGGAACUGCAGGUUCACGAUCUGCUUAGAGUCAAACAAACUAGUCCAGCUUGCCGCAACAGACCAUAGGAGUAAAAGCGAAUGGCUGCGAGCUUUGGAUACUGCCAUUCAGUAUUCCACAGACCCCAUGCCUUACCAGUCCAUCCUGAGCGCCAUAAGAAAGAGCGAACAUGCCGAAGAAGAAGCGCGAGAAACGGCUGAGAGAAUAAGGCGAGCAUCCCAGGCGGAUAUUAUAGAAAACACCCAGGCAGAACUUAUGGCUGAAAAGCUGGCGAGAGCAGAAGCAGAAGCAGCAGCCAAGCAGGAGGCCGCUGCCCGCCAAGAAGAGGAGAAGAGAGUCACCGAGCUUCAGAAGUUGAGGCUUCAGUUGGAGACAUUGCUGGAGGAGGAGACACAAGCGAAACGUGAUGAGGAAAUAGUCAGAAACUUGCAAGCUCGAGUCCUGAGCGAAGAGUGGGAGAAACGUGAGGAACUUGAGCGCCUACAGGCAGAGCAAAGAAGGAUGCUGGACGAGGAGAAGAAGAAGCGCCAGGCCUUCGAAGUCCUCCAGGAGGAAAAAGAUAGUCAGCUCCGAGAGGCUGAAAAACGACUACGAAAAUUAGAAGCAGACAGAUUACGACUAGACAGAGAACUUCGGAGUGCUCGAGAGAAGAUCGUUAUGUCAGAAAGAGGGAAAGAGUUACUUGAAGCCAAAAUGAAGGUAAAAGAGAGGACACCACCUGUGAGGACUUAUUCUCUCCGACCUAUCAGAAAAGAAAGAGGGUCGACACCAAUGCGAUCUUCCUCAUUCAAUGCUCAUGCUGCACGCUUAUUCAAAUUCCGGUCUAAAACGGAGGACAGUAAUGGUAAUGAAAAUAGCAAUGGGACAGUGGAAAGUGUGUGAAAUUUGCCUGCUUCCAAUUAUAAAAACUAAUUAAUAUAUUAAAAAUAAAGAUUAUCCGAA
Messenger RNA from Macrobrachium nipponense, 1858 nucleotides. Its product is annotated as switch-associated protein 70-like. The transcript has 10 exons. The coding region runs from base 29 to 1798 and encodes 589 amino acids. Gene Ontology annotation, cellular component: cytoplasm; nucleus. Lineage: Eukaryota; Metazoa; Arthropoda; Malacostraca; Decapoda; Palaemonidae. The record is from RefSeq and is a predicted model, not a curated record.